AUACGUGUUUACGUUCAUCUACACGUUUGAAGCAAUGAUCAAAAUUCUGUCGAGAGGAUUUUGCAUCGGAGGAUUCACCUUCCUCAAAGACCCCUGGAACUGGCUGGACUUCAUGGUCAUCAGCAUGGCGUAUCUGACAGAGUUUGUAGAUUUGGGAAAUGUUUCUGUGUUGAGGACAUUCAGAGUUCUUCGAGCUCUGAAGACGAUCACCGUCAUCCCCGGUCUGAAGACGAUUGUCGGCGCUCUGAUCCAGUCCGUGAAGAAGCUGGCUGAUGUCAUGAUCCUGACGCUGUUCUGCCUCUGCGUCUUCGCUCUGAUUGGUCUGCAGCUCUUCAUGGGAAACCUGCGGCAGAAAUGUGUCCUAAUACCGCCACUGACGCUUGGCAACCACACGGCGGACAUUGACCCUGACACUGGUUUCUAUGGAAACAUUACAGGAAACAGCACAGGAAGCAGCAAUGACUCUUAUUACUUUGAGCACAUCAACAACCCAGACAACUACUACCACCUUCCUGGUCAACUUGAUGCUCUGCUGUGUGGAAACAGCUCAGAUGCCGGGGCCUGUCCCGAUGGUUACGUCUGUCUGAAGGCCGGGAGGAACCCAAACUACGGAUACACCAGCUACGACACAUUUGGUUGGGCCUUCCUGUCUCUGGUCCGACUGAUGACACAAGACUUCUGGGAAAACCUCUUCCAGCUGACGCUGCGAGCAGCAGGGAAAACCUACAUGAUCUUCUUCGUGGUCAUCAUCUUCCUCGGCUCGUUCUACCUCAUUAACCUCAUCCUGGCUGUGGUCGCCAUGGCGUACGCCGAGCAGAAUGAGGCGACCAUCGCGGAGGCCAAACAGAAGGAGGAAGAGUACGCUCAGAUCCUGGAGAUGCUGAAGAAGAGAGAGGAAGAGCAGGCGGCCUGCAGGGCGGCACUCUCAGAGACUCAAGAUUCAGCACCACGGAAGAAUUCAUCUGCUGAAAUAAAUACCCACGAGCAAGAACACACUGCGAUGGAAGAGUUUGCGGAUGAACAGAGGCCGUGUCCCCCGUGUUGGUACGCCUUCUCCACAUCUUCCUGAAGUGGAACUGCUGUG
Messenger RNA from Plectropomus leopardus (leopard coralgrouper), 1084 nucleotides. The record is from RefSeq and is a predicted model, not a curated record. Lineage: Eukaryota; Metazoa; Chordata; Actinopteri; Perciformes; Serranidae.